AUGUCCGCUGGAACGAUCGUGAUAACCGGGGGAAUACUGGCCGGAGUCAUACUUCUGUGCAUCAUAGCAGUGCUCUGUUACUGUAGACUCCAGAUGAGACUACAGCAAGGGAAAUAUUACUGCUGUAAGAAGCCUGAAGCAGAGGUGGGCCUGGGCUCUCUGGGGGCCGACCCUCUCUCUCACUUCCCCUGCGACGCCUGCGCCGCUCUGGAGAUGGACGGGACCGACAUCACCCCCGUGUCCCUGGACCAGCUGUGCACCCCCUCCCCCAUGUCCCCCAUGUCCCCCGCCUCCCCCCUCAGCCUGUGCCCCUCCUGCCCCUCCUGCUCGCCGGGACUGGCCCAACACCAUGAGCUGCUCAACGGGGGCGAGCGGCUGGGCUUCCACACCUAUUACGAGCCCCCCUCCCACGGCUCCACCUUGCCCCACACGCCCUCCCCCCUCAGCCUGAGUUUCUACGGGUCUUCGGAGAUGUUCCCCCCUCCCCCGCCGCCGCUGCAGUCCUACAGCACAGAUGUUUGA
This is a messenger RNA of Periophthalmus magnuspinnatus, 522 nucleotides long. Its product is annotated as protein FAM163A-like. Lineage: Eukaryota; Metazoa; Chordata; Actinopteri; Gobiiformes; Gobiidae. Bases 1 to 522 code for a protein of 173 amino acids. The record is from RefSeq and is a predicted model, not a curated record. The transcript is spliced from 3 exons.